Molecule: messenger RNA, 4332 nt
Organism: Helianthus annuus (common sunflower)
Lineage: Eukaryota; Viridiplantae; Streptophyta; Magnoliopsida; Asterales; Asteraceae
Exons: 16
Coding region: 601-4332 (1243 amino acids)
Biological process (GO): DNA repair; telomere maintenance
Molecular function (GO): DNA helicase activity
Source: RefSeq, a predicted model, not a curated record
AAGACCGGCUGUUGGUUCUUCAAGCCGUCCUUUUGGUUCAUCUCAAGCUGGCAAAACUGUUCAUGAUGAUUUUUUGGUUGGAACGGAAUUCAAGAGCAUAGAUGAGGUUAAUAAAAUUCAGGAGACAAUGAAUGUGAUUGGGCUUGGUACAGUGAUAAGUUUCCCUCCUGGUGUUGAGUGGUAUUACAAUUCUGGUAAGGAUUGUAUGAAGAAGGUUUCUGUGUUGUAUUUCAUAAGCGAUGGAGAGGAUGGAUUAGAUUUAAGUGAGGAGAAGCAGACAAUUCGAUGCAUAAAUGAUGAGUGCAAUGAAAAAGGUGUUUCUGUGGUUCCCAGGUUGAAACUUCAACUUAGGUUACAAGAUUCUACUGGUAUUGCAUCUCUAACUUGCUUAGAUCAUGUAGCUCGAAAAUUACUUGGAAAGAGUGCUCAAGAGUUGGUUGAUAAGUUUCUUGAUGUAUCUCUUUUGGCUUUAUUAUCUUCCCAAUUUCUAUAAUUUAUACAAUCUCAUAUUGUACCACUGUUUUUACAUCUUAAAUUAUUAUGUAGGGUGAAACGGAUAAUUUGCUACCAGAUGAAAUUAGUAAUUUGGUUGGCAAAAAGAUGGCGUUUAAGAUUGAGAUUUCUCACUUUAAUAUGAAGAAUCAUUACAAGUCAUUCACUGUCAAAAGAUUUUUUGAUGAUACUGAAAUCAUUUCUCAGCUUGAAUCAAAGUUAGGGAUUGACCAUGUUGAUCUUUCAAACUCUAUGAAUAUCUCAUCUGGUGAUUUUGCAAGUGUUGAUACUGUCGAUCUGAAGGAUGAUACCUCGAUGUCACUUAUUGGUUUAAGUGCUGGAUCAAUAUCUUUGGCUACCAAAAAUGCUGAAAAGAUAAGUGAACAUUCUGAGUUGAAGCGUAAUCUUGCGGAGUCUUAUGAUCAUGACGAGUCAACAACAAAAGCUGUUUUAGGUUGCAAUGAAGCAAAGAGAAGCGCAAGACGAGAAAACAUACUACUAACCAGAAGGAUUCUAUACCAUUCCAACAAUGGUUAUGAGACUCCGGUUUCAUUGAUUGAUUCAAGUGCUGGUGGUAUGGCUUUGCGUAACAAAAGGCCAGGAAAGAUGAAGGCACAACCUGAGCUGAAGCGUGUUCUUGUGGAAGAUUAUGAUCGUGACAACUCUGGAAUUUUAAACACAAACUCUACCGAUAUUGAGAGUCAUCGCAGGAGAAAGUUACGAAAGCUGUAUUUGGAUAGAAGAAAGGUUAACAACGGUGUUAAAGAGAAUGUUUUUAAUAACAAAGAGAAUUUCAUCAAAGACAAUCUUUUAUGUAAUUCACUAUCUUUUACUAAUUCUCCCAUUGGAAGUUUUAGAAGCCCUUUGUCUGACAUUACAACAGGUUUAAAUAAUUGCACAAAUACAACACCAUUUUCAAAUAUUACACCAAUAUCUAUUAACCCUCCCAGUUUAAAUAAUUCCAUGGACAAUUUUAACAGUCAACAAAGGCGAAAUUUAAGAAAGACUAUUUUGGAUAAAAGACGAUCGAAUGAAAGUGAUACUAAAAAAGACGAAUUUGUGGGCAUCUCAAAAGAUUAUGUUGAUCACUUAGAUCAAAAUGUCACUUGCCAAAUAUGUCAAGCAAAAUUAUGGGAUGUCGAAGCUCGUAGAGGGAGUACAAAAAUCCAAUUUAGUUCAAGUUAUUCAAUUUGUUGUGCAUAUGGUAAAGUUCAACUUCCUAAUAUGAAGGAAGCACCACCAAGUUAUCAGUCUCUUUUUAAUGGAUUGGAUUCAAAAAGCAAGUCAUUCAUCAAGAACAUCCGUCGAUACAAUUCCAUUGAAUCUAAUAGAGCUUCUUCAUCAAAGUCUUUGGAUCUUGAUCUUCAAGUUAUACAACAUAUACAGAAUAUGUUAGACUCGGAGAAUGUUUUGGUUAAAACAUAUCACAUGGUAAAAGAUUUUUUUAAAGAUAACUGUAACGCUGAGCUAAAGUUGCGGCUCAUUGGAAGAAGGCAACAAGAUGGAAGAACAUACAACUUACCAACCGCUUCUGAAGUGGCAGCUUUAAUUGUUGGUGGCAUUGGCGAUUCGCUAGAAAACAGAGAUAUUAUUGUAGAAACGAAAUCUGGUGGUCUACAACGUAUUAGUGAGUUACAUCCAUCGUAUCUUGCUCUCCAGUAUCCACUUUUUUUCCUUAUGGUGAUGAUUGCUACAGAAUUGAUAUUCCUCAUAGAGAAGGUUCUAAGAUGUGAUACUCUUGAGAACCUCUCCAAUUUACGUAACCAUGGUAAUAUAAAUGUAUCCAACACUGGAAAGCGUGUCAUAUUGCCUUCGUCAUUCACUGGAGGUGCUCGGUAUAUGAUGCAGAACUAUUUGGAUGCAAUGUCUUUGUGUAAGUGGUAUGGAUAUCCAGAUGUUUUUAUAACCGUGACAUGCAAUCCUAAAUGGCCUGAAAUUAAAGGAUAUCUUAAGGACCCCAAUUUAAGUCCUGAAGACAGGACUGAUAUCCUCUCUAGAUUGUUUAAAAUCAAGCUCAAUGCUUUGAUUAAAGACUUGAAGGAUAACUCAAUAUUUGGUAAAGUUUCAGCAGUUGUUUAUACGGUGGAGUUUCAGAAGCGUGGGUUGCCGCAUGUGCAUAUAUGUUUAUUUAUGCAUCCCGAUCACAAGUUUCCAACUGUUGAACACAUUGAUCCCCUCAUUUCUGCUGAAAUUCCUGACCCAAACGAUGAUCUAGAGUUGUAUACUCUUGUCAGUGAUUUCAUGAUUCACGGUCCUUGUGGUCCUCACAACAUCAACUGCCCAUGCAUGGUAGAUAAUAAGUGUUCUAAGGGCUUUCCAAAGAGAUUCCGUGAUCAUACGUCUGUCGACAUGGAUGGUUUUCCUCUCUAUAGAAGAAGAGAUUCAGGAAUAUUUGUUGAAAAAUCUAGAGUUAAGCUAGAUAACAGAUUUGUUGUUCCCUACAACAAAACACUUUUGAAGAGAUAUCAGUCCCACAUCAAUGUUGAAUGGUGCAAUCAAGCUGGAUCUAUAAAGUAUUUGUUUAAAUAUAUCAACAAAGGGCCUGAUCGUGUUACCGUUUCCAUUGUUGAAAGUAACACAUCAAACGAACCCGACCCGCCGGUUGAUGAGAUUAAAAAAUACUAUGAUUGUCGAUAUUUGUCUGCAUGUGAGGCAUCAUGGCGUAUAUUCGCAUUUGAUGUUCACUAUAGGCACCCAGCUGUUAUUCGUCUCCCAUUUCAUCUUCCGAACCAACAAAAUGUUGUAUACAGUGAAGACGAUGAUAUUGACUUAGUCCUUAAUCGACUGUCAAUGAAUUCUUCAAUGUUUUCAUCUUGGAUGGAUUGUAACCAAAGAGAUGAAGUUGCCCGAGAGCUUACUUACGUUGAGUUCCCUACUAAGUUUGUGUUUAAAAAGGAUGAACGUUGUUGGAAACGUCAGAAACCGGGUUUUUUACAAUUGGAAGAAUUCAUGCUAGAAGCAUGUUAUGCUCACGGUCUACUAGAUGAUGACAUGGAAUAUAUAGAAGCUAUCCAAGAAGCAAGUCAUUCAGGCUCCGGUUAUUAUCUUCGCACACUGUUUGCUACGAUGUUGACGUGCCAGACUCUGUCUUUGCCGGAACGUGUAUGGCAAAAAACAUGGGAAUUAUUAUUAGAUGGCAUCCUCUAUAAACAACGACAGAUUUUAAAGUCUCCAGAUUUAUGCCUCACUAAUGAUGAAGUUAAAAAUCUCACAUUGUACGAGAUUGAGAAGAUUUUAAUUCGUAAUAAUUCCAGCUUACGAAAUUUUAAUACAAUGCCUUAUCCUGAUCAUGAAUUGAUUUCUACUUCAAAUAAUCGUUUGAUUACUGAAGAGCUGGAUUAUGAUAGAAUUGAUCUUCAAGAGCAGUUUGAGAACCUUUUAGUUUCAUUAACCGAUGAACAAAGAUUUAUUUAUAAUGAUAUCAUGAAAGCGGUUGAAGACAAUAAAGGUGGUGUUUUUUUAUCAAAAAGGGAAAUUGUUUUAAAUGUUGCCUCAAGUGGGAUUGCAUCUUUGCUUCUUACAGGAGGUAGGACAGCUCACUCUCGAUUUCUCAUUCCAAUUAAUCUGAAUGAAGACUCAAUGUGUACUAUAAUCCCUAACAGUGAUGUUGCAAAUCUAUUAAAGAAAACAUCAUUGAUUAUAUGGGACGAAGCGCCAAUGGUACACCGACAUGGUUUUGAAGCUUUGGAUAGAACUCUAAAAGACAUAUUGAAAUGUGAUGGUUCUCAUAUUCCCAAAGUCCAUAUGGAGGUAAAACAAUCGUAUUUGGUGGAGAUUUCCGACAAACUCUUCCUGUCAUUCAAGGUGGUACUAGACAAGACAUUGUUAAUGCUUCGUUGA